Salvelinus fontinalis (brook trout) is the source of this 1421-nucleotide messenger RNA. Its product is annotated as protein SPO16 homolog. The record is from RefSeq and is a predicted model, not a curated record. Gene Ontology annotation, cellular component: chromosome. The coding region runs from base 175 to 702 and encodes 175 amino acids. Gene Ontology annotation, biological process: synaptonemal complex assembly; reciprocal meiotic recombination. The transcript is spliced from 5 exons. NCBI's taxonomy places the organism in Eukaryota, Metazoa, Chordata, Actinopteri, Salmoniformes, Salmonidae.
UUUUAAGGGUCUCGUGACGUCAUUGCUCACACCUCCUUCGCGUGCCACCUUGAUCUCGUUAGAUUCCAUUCAACUCAGCACCGCUCAUUCGGGCAAACAGACUUGUUUUGUUAUCCAACUUCGCACCCUAUCUUAUUUUGGGUGAAUACAGUUAGCUACAUACCAUCACCUAUAAUGACUACCAACGGUAAUGACAGGACAACUCAAUGGAAAACAACAAUUAUAGUCAGCACAUCACUUCAGAAUCAUGACACAUCCAGGAUGCUUCUUGCACAGCACCAUCGGAUCCGAUUCUCAGACGCUGUCAAGUCGGGAUCCAUUGUUUUCCCGCAGUCAGGUAUUGCAUUCCUCAUAAUAAACCCACAAGAACUACCAGAGAACCUUGAGGAAGCAGGACUGUUUGACAAGAUCAAGAAGUUUGUGACGGUUCACCGCAAUAGUUUCCUUCUCCUGCAAGCCCCUUUUUAUGGGAAGAAGGAACUGAACAUCAUGUCAGUGAUACAGCACAGAUUCCUUGGCAGCAAUCUCAGAGUUCUACCUGUACGUAACAACACAGAGAUAGUCAAGGGGAUGCUGACUAUAGCCAAAGCCACCAGUAAGCCCCAUGUUGACAGCGUGCGGGAUCGGAUGUCUCUGGCCAGGGCCCACAUUAUAGAGAGCAGCUCUGUCUGGGAGAUGCUCAGGGACAUUAAGCUGGGGUGAGCAGCUGGUGCAGAGUGGGGAUGCCAGGUCCCCUCAAACCUACCUGUUCAUGAUAGGUUAGUGACUCUAAUGAUUGAUUUAUGCUAGGUCUGGCAUCCGCUUUGUUUACGGUCACAAGCACAGAAUGGCUUUAACCCAACUGGCAUGUGUUUAGUGUGCUUGAUAUACUGAAUGCAUCCAAUCCUGUAUCCAGCAGAAUACUAUUACUCUAUAGAUUCAGUAGAAAGUCAAUAGAAAAUCCAGCAUUGCAAAUAAGUGAAAUGAGGCUUAAAGAAAGAAAAAGAAAAAUGUAGAUUGUGUAUUUAUUAUUUAUUAUUAGCCUGAAACAAUCAUUUUUAAAAGCAUAAGACUGAGCCAUCUCUGUUGUUAGACAGCAGUCCCAGUUCUCACUUUCUCCUCUGAUAUCUCCUCAAUAUGGAUCACUAGACUCUCCAUCAGGUCAAAGGUCACCAGAGCACACUGCAGUACCUGUGAAGUCCAAAUAACUCAGUGCCAAUUCAAAUUAUUAAAUUCAAUGUGACAAGCAAGCAAAAACAGCAGGGGUAACGUGGCUGUAGUUACCUGAUACUGCAUCUCUGGGGUCAUAUCUGAUACCAUCUUGUUCUUCACAGUCAUAGUCUGAACUAAUGCACCUCUAGCCUCUCUGGCUUCUGUUAGUGGAUGAGAGUCACAAUAAUACAUUGAUUUGUGUACACAGUAUAUCACAUGUUGUACAUUGU